Messenger RNA from Mesorhabditis spiculigera, 1707 nucleotides. The record is from the annotation of a GenBank genome assembly. Lineage: Eukaryota; Metazoa; Nematoda; Chromadorea; Rhabditida; Rhabditidae.
AUGAUCAACGAUACUUCGGCUAGCGAGCAGACCGGCAUCACGCUUUUUAUGUGCACUGUCGGCUUUCAAGUUCAGCAGCUCCACAUCGAAGGCCAGGACGACAAACUGGCCAUGUGCGCAGAAACGGUGCAGCAUUGGUUGGACCGCCGGGAGCUGAUUGAAGCCCAGCUCGACGUGCAUGGUCUAAAAGAUAUCGCAAUGACCAACUCGCGACCCGUCGCUUCGUACGUAGCCCAACUGGCGGCAUUCGGGACAUUGGUGGCAGCGAUUGGGGAUGUACAUCGACGGGAUACGCUCCUGUCCCGCUCGUUCAGCUCGCUACUGCUUGCCACAAAUGUGCAGAAUAUUGUUGUUUCGACGGCCGCCGACUUGGCGAUGGCUCAUAUAGCCGAAGCCUACGGUCAGUCCGUUGCAACACUGCUCCAAGCCAGGGCUGCAUUAGUCUAUGUGGCUCUGGGACUCGAACGUCCUCUCAGCAGCCGCCCCUCGUCUCUUCACGGCCAUCGUCUCCAAAACGAACGACCCGGCCAUGUAUCUGGAGACGAAGCGGGUAGCCAUCCAACUGCUGAAGACGCUCGACAAGAAUUUUCCUACGCAAUCCUCUGCUCAUUGUCAACGUAUGUUGAAGCGCUGGAACGGUGGUUCCCUGAACCUCGGGCAAAUGAGGAUGAAGCCCAAACGCCCAGUUCUAACGACGAGCCAAUGGAACUUCCAGACGACGUAGUGAAAAUGAGCCUAGAUGAUGAGAUGCCGGAUUUCAAGAAAAUUCCCCCACCCUACCAUGUGAAGCUCACGGAGGAGAUUUUGCAAAGAACAGCAACGCUACUUUCCUCUGACCACUUCCACGUCCGCGUCAGGUGUCUUCGACUGCUUACGGCAUCGCUAAAGGUUGUGGCCGGUUGCGAUGAUGUUUUGCUGCCAAUGGUCCAUCAGAACUGGGCGGCACUGAAGAACCGUUUGGUCGACGAUAAUCUGAACGUGCGGAUAGAGGCGGUCAAGGCCCUGAAAAUCUACUGUCUUACUGCCAAAUCGUUUGUGUAUCGACGCGUGUCCGAGGGCGGGUGGCCAAGGUUGACUAGCUGGGCCGAGAAACAAUUGGGCCGAUCGCAAUACACGCAAUCCGAGACGUAUCGCCUCCUCUACGUCAUCCUUGACAGCUCGUACCCGAUAUGGCGCGCCAUCGGCUAUCGAGCCGAACAUGACGCCCCGGCCGUGCUUCCCUUCUUGCGAAAAGUUGCGGCCUGUAGUCAGACAUACUUAAAGAUGAGUGUUUUCGAGAAGGUUUUGCCAUACUUUUUCGCGGGUACCGUCGUGCGCGGGUUCGGCCGUGGCGGCAAAGAACUGGGCUGCCCAACGGCGAAUGUCGACGAUGAGGCCGUCAGCAAACUCCCGAAGGGCAUUGAGCACGAUGUCUACUACGGACUCGCCAGGAUCGAUAAUGGCCAAGUCCACGACAUGGUGAUGAGCAUCGGCACAAACCCGCAAUACAACAACGAGAAGCUUACGAUCGAGGUCCAUCUACUCGCUCAGUUCCCCUCGCAAUUCUACGGGUCUCGCAUUGACGGUUUGAUUCUCGGCCACAUCCGGCCGGUGCGCAAAUUCGAAUCACUUGACGGGCUGAUGAAGGCAAUUCAGGACGACAUCGCUUUCGCGAAAGAAAAGUUGAAAAGCAUCGAUCGCACCGCCCUCGUUGCUCAAUAUUUUGUA